This is a messenger RNA of Vigna unguiculata (cowpea), 869 nucleotides long. RefSeq lists its product as uncharacterized. NCBI's taxonomy places the organism in Eukaryota, Viridiplantae, Streptophyta, Magnoliopsida, Fabales, Fabaceae. The record is from RefSeq and is a predicted model, not a curated record.
AGAGAAAGGUAAAAUUGUGGAGACCGGUCAGCAGUGAUUCGCCCGAAUCGGUUAUCAAUAUUGAUUUGAUUCCAUUUCUCGCUGAGCUUGUGAGAGAGAAAUGACCGAAUGCUGUUAUUCACUUCUAAAUCUUCAAUUUUCAUCGUUUCCCAUCACUGAUUUGGGCUCAAACUCUUUUCCUCAACGUUUCCGCAAAACUCUUUCUUUCUCACAUCGCUCAUCGAAGCUUUUACUUUCUGCAAUUUCCCGAACUAUGGAAGCGGUUGAAGGGAGUGAAGGUAGCAGAGGGUCAUCCUCUCCAAUGAAGCUCUUGUUCGUGGAGAUGGGUGUCGGCUACGACCAACAUGGACAGGACAUAACAGUAGCAGCAAUGAGAGCGUGCAAGGAUGCAAUUUCUUCUAAUUCAAUCCCUGCUUUCCGCAGAGGUUCCAUUCCUGGAGUCAGUUUUGGCCAGAUGAAAUUGCAGAUCAAGCUAGGGGUUCCUCAUUCCCUCCAGAAAUCUUUGGAUAUGGAGAAAGUUAAAUCAGUUUUUCCGUAUGGAGAAAUUUUGAAUGUUGAAGUUGUGGACGGUGGUUUGAUAUGCUCAAGUGGGGUGCUUGUAGAGGAAAUGGGUGACAAGAAUGAUGAUUGUUAUAUUGUGAAUGCUGCUGUUUAUGUGGGUUAUUAACUUUCACGUUUUGCAGAGCUUCGUUCGGUUUAUCAUGUUAAUGAACUCUUGAUUUGAACAAUUCAUGCCAACUGCUAUACAAUAACAUGAAAAGUUGUACAUUUCUUCUAUAUUUUAAGAUGGCAUUGAGAGGUAUCAUGUGAGCACUAUUGUAAACUACUUUCAUUGGAUAACUAUAUAGAAAUGUUUUUUUAACAUGCAA